Colletotrichum gloeosporioides is the source of this 648-nucleotide messenger RNA. RefSeq names its product GTP-binding protein rho2. NCBI's taxonomy places the organism in Eukaryota, Fungi, Ascomycota, Sordariomycetes, Glomerellales, Glomerellaceae. Gene Ontology annotation, molecular function: GTPase activity; GTP binding. Gene Ontology annotation, biological process: small GTPase-mediated signal transduction. The transcript is spliced from 4 exons. The record is from RefSeq and is a predicted model, not a curated record. Bases 1 to 648 code for a protein of 215 amino acids.
AUGGCGGCGGCAAACCCCCCAAACGUCAUCCGAAGGAAACUUGUCAUUAUUGGUGACGGUGCUUGUGGCAAGACUAGUUUGCUAAGCGUCUUCACCCUCGGCUACUUUCCCACAUUCCGAACGCCCUUGUGGUCUUCCGAGAAGCACCCCCUAACGAGCUCCCAGAUCCCUACUGUUUUCGAGAACUACGUCACAGAUUGCAGAGUAGACGGCAAGUCGGUGCAGCUGGCACUAUGGGAUACCGCAGGACAGGAGGACUACGAGAGGCUUCGACCGUUGGCAUACAGCAAGGCGCAUGUCAUCCUGAUAGGUUUCUCAGUUGAUACUCCCGACUCCCUCGACAACGUCAGGCAUAAGUGGGUAGAAGAGGUGACGCGACUCUGCCCGGGUGUUCCCAUUAUUCUCGUCGGAUUGAAGAAAGACCUGCGCGAAGACCCCGUGGCCAUCGAGGAGAUGCGAAAGAAGUCCCUGCGCUUCGUCACUUCGCAGGAGGGUGACACAGCCGCCAAGGAGAUUGGUGCCAGGAAGUACCUCGAGUGCUCCAGUUUGAGCGGCGAGGGUGUCGACGACGUGUUCGAGGCUGCUACACGCGCGGCCCUGCUCACGUUCGAGAAGGGCGAGGGUGGCGGCUGCUGUGUGAUCCUCUGA